This is a messenger RNA of Dicrocoelium dendriticum, 970 nucleotides long. The record is from the annotation of a GenBank genome assembly. Lineage: Eukaryota; Metazoa; Platyhelminthes; Trematoda; Plagiorchiida; Dicrocoeliidae.
GUUAUACAAGUGGAUGUUAAAGGGGAAUGUGGUAUUCAUUACGGCGAAAUACGACAUCAUCCUAAACUCUACUGACAAAAGCACACACGAGCUGUGUAGGGAAUUACAUUUACCUAUGAAUGUGAAUUCUAGCACUGUCGAGUGCAAUUUUAUCGAACCCGGAAUCCUGACGAUUGAAGCCGAAGCUAGUGAACCAAAAGCACCAAUUAGCCCAACAAAUCCUCGUUGCGGAAACGAAUGGACUCCCGAUUUGAGCAGACAAUCCAGGAGAUUUUUGAAAGCAAACUAUCGACCUGCAUGCGCUGUCGACCCGAGGCGAGUAACAUUUAACGAACCCGUAAUUUUGAAUAGAAAGCAUGAUUUUCAGGCAAACACAAGGCAAAUUUCUAAUCAAUCCCCCAACAAUUGUGAGCCCUACAAUCGGCUGUCGUCUAGCAACUUCAUUCCCAGAAGCAUCGUUCGGGAUGCCAGGGUAAGAUCUCCCGAACCUCUUUAUUUUCAACAACAACAACAACGGCUAGAAACUGUGACUUCUCCUUUGAUAAAGGAAAGUCCAGACCGGUCAAGGAAAGCAAUAUAUUUUCCUCGUUACUCAAAUUCUGUGACGCCGAGUCCUGUGCAGUCUCAAAAACGGUAUGGGUUCAGAGUAGAAAUCGGGACCCACAUCACUCCGGAUGACUUAACCAUCACGAGACAUAACGGAGUGCUUGUUGUUCACGCCAAACGUUAUUUGCUGGGGAGCUUGUUCCGGUCGCGAGAUCGUUCAGAGAAACUGAUUUUUGAACACCGAAGUGAACAUACGUUACCCGGUAACAUAGCGCUGGAUAAACUAACAGCCCGACUUGAAAACGGAAUUGUCUACGUAGAUGCACCAUACGUUGCAUCAACAGCACCCCAACUUCCCUCUUCGCUAUGUGGAACGAACGCUAAGAUACCUGUGAAAGUAACCCCGUAUCGAUUCAGAUCCUGA